Populus trichocarpa (black cottonwood) is the source of this 707-nucleotide messenger RNA. Its product is annotated as monothiol glutaredoxin-S10. Lineage: Eukaryota; Viridiplantae; Streptophyta; Magnoliopsida; Malpighiales; Salicaceae. The record is from RefSeq and is a predicted model, not a curated record. The transcript has a single exon. The coding region runs from base 186 to 494 and encodes 102 amino acids.
GAUCAACAAAACUAGCAUACAAACUUAUAAAGCUUUACAAAUAACCAACACUAACAUUCUUCUUGCAUUUUCAUAUAGAUUUCUUAGACUUUAAGCUCUUAUUUAGCUCCUUGUUCAACUACUGACAUAGCAUAUUUUCUUUUGAGCGUGAAAAAAAGGAAGAUACAUUUAUUUUUGGUUGUGAUAUGGAUCGAGUAGCAAAAUUGGCAUCCCAAAAGGCAGUGGUGAUUUUCAGCAAGAGCUCAUGCUGUAUGUGCCAUGCAAUCAAGAGACUGUUUUAUGAUCAAGGGGUAAGCCCUGCAAUUUAUGAGCUCGAUGAAGACUCCAGAGGGAAGGAAAUGGAGUGGGCACUUAUGAGGCUAGGAUGCAACCCCUCCGUGCCAGCAGUGUUCAUUGGGGGCAAAUUUGUAGGCUCUGCAAACACAGUGAUGACCCUUCAGCUUAAUGGCUCUUUGAAGAAACUGCUCAAAGAAGCUGGAGCUCUAUGGCUUUAGUAGCAAUGAAGUCAUUUCAGCAUGCAUGUUAUAUUAAGCUUAAAAGGGAUAACUCAGCUGUAUAUUAAUUAAUUUUCCUAAAUUUCCCUGUUUUUUUUCCCACCUCUUGCGGCUGCAAAGAGUAUCAUAUAUACUAUAUAUGGAAAAUAAUCUAUAGAGAGAUCUGUUGCUAGUCAUAUAAUUAAGUAUUAAUCAUAUGUUUUUGAAUGUACA